UUACCUGUAUCACCACCUGUACUCUGACUGACAACCCCAACCCCACCUACACCUGGUACAGGAACAGUAAGAUUGUACAAGAGGACUCCUCCCCCUCAUACACUUUCUACUUUCAAACUGAAGACAGCUUCUACUGUGCUGUAAAAGGCAUCAAUUCUCCUGCAGUGUUGGUACUGGGUCAGGAUGGCUGGAGUGUUACAUACACCACUCAGAGUAUCUGUACCUUGAAGGGGUCAACAGUGGAGAUGUCCUGCUCUUACACAUAUCCCAGAGGUAAAGUCACAACAACACUCUGGUUCACUAAAUGGGGGACUGGUGUAGAACCUGAAGAUCUAGGUCAGGACCCAGAGUAUGCAGGUCGUCUGGAGUAUCAUGGAGAUAAGAAGAAAGACUGUACCCUGAAAAUCACAGACCUGAGAGAGAGAGACUCAGCUACGUAUUGGUUCAGAUUUAUAACAGAUCAGACCAGAGGGAAAUUUUAUGGAGAUCCUGGAGUCACUCUGUCUGUAACAGCUCUGCAGGUGAAGGUGACUUAUUCAAGCUGGCAAAAUAGGGUGACAAUUACCUGUAUCACCACCUGUACUCUGAGUAACCCCAACCCCACCUACAUCUGGUAUAAGAACGGACAACGUCUAGAUGAGAGCACCUCCCCCCAGUACAAAGACUCAGUCUCCAGUAACUAUGGAGACAGCUACUCCUGUGCUGUAAAAGGCCACAAGGCUCUCCACUCUCCUGCAGUGUGUGUUCAGGGUCAGAGAUGCUACAGAGUGACUUACACCAAGAGGAGAAUCUGUGUCUUGAAGGGGUCAACAGUGGACAUAUCCUGUACUGUUGGUUAUUAUUCCACCACAUCAGUCUGGUUUAGUCCUAAACAGAGUGACAGGUGGAGGGACAAGUCGACCCCUGAGGACCUAACCAGAGACCCAGGAUAUGCAGGUCGUGUGAAGUACCCUGACAAAGAGACACGGAGAAACGAAGGUCCCUCCACCCUGAGAAUCUCAGAUCUGAGAGAGGACGACUCAGCUGAGUAUCGCUUCACUUUUAAAACAGACAACAUUGAAUGGGGUCAUAGUUUCCCAGGAACAACUCUGUCUGUCACAGGUCUGCAGGUGAAGGUGACUCCUGCUGCAGAAGGACAGAAGACACUGACCUGUAGCACCACCUGUACUUUGACUGACAACCCCACCUACAUCUGGUACAAGAAUGGACAGAAUGUACAAGGUGUCUCCUCCCCCAUGUACUCCAUCAGCAGUGAGGAUGCAGACAGCUACUUCUGUGCUGUAAAAGGCCGUCUCAGCUCUCCUGCAGUGUAUAAACCAAAGACCUCAGUGUCAGUCAGUCCCUCUGGUGAAAUAGUGGAGGGCAGUUCAGUGACUCUGACCUGCAGCAGUGAUGCCAACCCACCUGUCCAGAGUUACACCUGGUACAAGAAGAAUGGAGGUGACUAUCAGAGUAUGACAGGACCACAGCAUGUCUUCAGUCACAUCCAGUCAUCUGACAGUGGAGAGUACUACUGUGAGUCCCAGAAUGAGAUGGGGACAGACAGGUCUGGGACCAUCAACAUGGAUGUGAAAUAUAAACCAAAGAACCCCUCAGUGUCAGUCAGUCCCUCUGGUGAAAUAGUGGAGGGCAGUUCAGUGACUCUGACCUGCAGCAGUGAUGCCAACCCACCUGUGGACAAAUACACCUGGUACAAGAAGAACGUAACCUCACCAAAAGCAUCAGGACAGAGUUACAGCAUCACUAACAUCAGCUCUGAGGACAGAGGAGAAUAUUACUGUGAGGCUGAGAAUAAAUAUGGACGACUCAACUCUUCUUCUGUGUUUGUGGACGUUCAGUAUGGCCCAAAGAACCCCUCAGUGUCAGUCAGUCCCUCUGGUGAAAUAGUGGAGGGCAGUUCAGUGACUCUGACCUGCAGCAGUGAUGCCAACCCACCUGUGGACAAAUACACCUGGUACUUUCAAAAUGAGACUUUUCUAAAUGGAUGUGGACAGAUGUACAACAUCAGUAACUUCAAGUCAGUGGACAGUGGACAUUACCACUGUGAGGCCUGGAAUAGAAGAGGAUCUAGGAACUCUACAGCUCUGAUGAUACCAGUGAAACCAACCUCAGUCCUGACUGCAGCUGGAGGAAUCACAGUGGUUCUGGUUCUCAUCCUCUGUCUCUCUGGACUCAUGUGGUUCAGGAAGAAGGCCUCCAAAUCCACCUCUGACACAAGAGACACAUCAGAGAAUGUACAGGGAGACUCUAGUCCAGUGUAUGAAAACGUCUCAAGCAUGUCCACAGCCUCUACUGCAGCACAGACAGCAGCCACAGUCGACCAGGAUGAUGUUCACUAUGCCAGAGUCCACUUCUCUCACUCCAAAAACCAGGAAGUGCCUCUGUACUCCACCGUCCAGCUGUGUAAACCCCAGAAACAGGAUGUCCAGUACGAUGCUGUGAAAUUCAACCUCCCCAGUGCUGCCACCCGACCCACGGCAGCACAAGCAGCUGAGGAGGACUUUUCUGAGAACUAUAGUAGAGUCAACAAACCCAGAAGACCUGAACACAACAAACCCUGAACCAAGAAGACAUGAACUCACCAAACCCAGAACCAAGAGUACCUGAACACAACAAACCCAGAACCAAGAGGACCUGAACACAACAAACCCAGAACCAAUAGGACCUGAACACAACAAACCCAGAACCAAGAGGACCUGAACACAACAAACCCAGAACCAAGAGGACCUGAACACAACAAACCCAGAACCAAGAGUACCUGAACACAACAAACCCAGAACCAAGAGGACCUGAACACAACAAACCCAGAACCAAUAGGACCUGAACACAACAAACCCAGAACCAAGAGGACCUGAACACACACAACAAACCCAGAACAAAGAGGACCUGAACACAACAAACCCAGAACCAAGAAGACCUGAACACACCAAACCCAGAACCAAGAAGACCUGAACACAAGUUUGACAUAAACCCUGUGUUACGGAUACAGUUAUCCUGUGUGUGUGUGUGUAUCCUGUGUGUGUUUCUUUUCUCUCCUUCUCCCCUCACAGGUGAAAAUCAUCACUCCCCAAUCAAUCAUCAAUCAGAAGACACACCUCCUCAUAUUUCCUAACCUAUCACAGUUCUUUCCCCAUGGUUUAAAAACCCCAUCAUUUGUUUGUUCUAGAGCCCAGCUCAGCCCAGCCCAGCUCAGCUCAAUCUCUCUGUAAAUGCCAUGUCUGUAGGUCUCUGUGUUUCACUCUCGCUUUGUGUCGUAACCUCUCUUUUGUUUAAGCACCUCAUAGCACUUUGUCAUCACCUGUGAGUAUUGUUUUUGGUUAUGGUGUUUGUGUUUGAUUGCUGGUGGAAAAGGGGGAAACCAAGACAAGUCGCCCAUGGGCAUACACUACCCGUAGGUGAACUUUGUUAAAUACACUAGUUAGAACUGGGCGGACCACCCACUGUAUUUUUGGUUAGUUAGCUGUUGUUAAAGUAGGCUAGUCUAGCUCAGGGUGUUUUUGAAUACUUAUUGUUUCUUUCCUUGGGUCCAGCUCAGCCCCUUUUCCUGCUCCCCCCAUUACCGUGUGUUUAUAAAUAAACCUAGAGUUUGACGGUA
This is a messenger RNA of Oncorhynchus masou masou (cherry salmon), 3595 nucleotides long. RefSeq names its product sialoadhesin-like. The transcript is spliced from 12 exons. NCBI's taxonomy places the organism in Eukaryota, Metazoa, Chordata, Actinopteri, Salmoniformes, Salmonidae. The coding region runs from base 246 to 2561 and encodes 771 amino acids. The record is from RefSeq and is a predicted model, not a curated record.